CUCCCCACACCACCGCCCCGAUAGCAAGUUCGCCGGAGGCCGGAGGGAGCACGCGCGCCGCCGCCGCCGCCGCCGCCCAUCAUGGACGGCUCCCCACCACCGCGCAGAGAAGGCCACGAUCCAAGCAACGAGGGGCCCGCUGAACCCAGCCGUGAAUCAAGGGAGGCGCCGACGGAGCACCCGCGCAGCCGCUGGUGGCGGCGGCGGCCGCCCCCGGGCUCCCUGAGCAGACGCACCGCCUAUCCCAGCCCGCCGAUCCUCGUGGGACCUGACCAGUCCCGUGACGACGGCACCGGAUCCCCACCGCCGCGCAGAGAAGCACACGAUCCAAGCAACGAGGCGUCCGCUGAACCCAGCCGUGAAUCGAGGGAGGCGCCGACGGAGCACCGGCGCAGCCGCCGCAGCCAGCGCCGGGAGCUGCUGCGGCGGAGGCAGCCGUCCCCGGGCUCCAUGGACGAAGGCGCCGCUGAUCCCAGCCCCGCGUCCCACGCGAGCUCCAUGGACGCGGGAAGUUUCCCUUUCCUCGAGUUCCAGGAUCUGACGACGGGGCUGCGGUUCCCUACAGAGAGUGCCCUCCUGCAGUUCAUGAGCGACCGUCUCCUGGGAUCUGGAACCAGUCAUCCUAGAACCGGAGCCCAUGUUCGGCAGAGUCUUCUCUAUUCAGAUAGGCCCAGGCGGUCUCGAACCAGAAGACCAGCACCGGCAGAGGAGUGUACCCGCGAAGAGAGCAGCAGUGACCUUGGUAAGGCAGUUAUAGAUUUACCAACAAUUGAGACGUUGUCAUUGAGUGACCCUCCACUCCUGACCCCUCAAACAGAAGCAGAUGAAGAGACUGAUGAUGAUUGUGCUUGGGGUCCUAAUGCUGGACAGACUGCUCUCUAUUUUAACCGACCAAAAGGUCUGUCAAGAUCUAUGGUUCUGUCACUAGCUGAUUCCCUUUUUAUAACUGUAUCAAAUGAUGAGGAGGAACGACCCAAGCCAUAUCCUGACGAGGACCCAGAGGAACUGCUGCGUAGGAUUAAGGAAUACUUAGAUGCAAGUCCUUGUAUCGACCUCAGUAAACUCAGUGUAGCUUCUGAUAGAAUUGAGGCCAUUGAGGAUGUCAAUCUCGAUUCCCAUGCUGCUGAAUUGGGUACAGAGCCACCAAGUGUUCUUACUGAACAAACUUCUGUUGCAGCUGAAAGGCAUGAAGCUUCAACAGCAUGGAUGAAAGAGGUGAUGCUGUGUUUCAAGAAGCUCAUUGAGAUAAGUCCGGAUCUCACGGAGCUGGAGGAUUACCACCUUCAUGAACUUUGCCACCAGUGCUUUAAUGUGGAGAGCUAUGACAAGGUGUACCAUCAUUAUAACUUCACGGUGAGGAUGAAAAUGCCAAAUUCAGCUGAUUGGACUGUGGAGUUGUAUUUCGCCGAAGUAAAGGAGAUUUUUAGGACAAAACACUAUUUAUGUUAUCCUUUGGACCCAAACGAAAAUGGUCAAUGUUAUACAUGCAAAAACCAGGGAGGGGAAGAUUUGAGGCACCCUGCCAUUGAUCUAUUUGAAAUGGGCUCGCCUGAUGCUUCUGCAUGCAACUUAUGGUAUACAGCAGAAGAUUGACCAAGAUGAAGCUACAAUUUAUUGAAUCAGACAGUCUGGAACUUGUACUGUGUUCUGUUCGUUUGGGUUUCAACUUGGUUCGGUUGUAGAAUUAAUUCAUAGAUGAUGAUCUUAGCUGUAAUUAUGUACUAAGUACUUAAUUUGAUAUGGAUCUUCAGUCCGUAUGAAAUGGUUUUUCGUGUUUGUACUGUA
Molecule: messenger RNA, 1785 nt
Organism: Panicum virgatum (switchgrass)
Lineage: Eukaryota; Viridiplantae; Streptophyta; Magnoliopsida; Poales; Poaceae
Product: serine/arginine repetitive matrix protein 1-like
Exons: 8
Coding region: 82-1593 (503 amino acids)
Source: RefSeq, a predicted model, not a curated record